Molecule: messenger RNA, 1184 nt
Organism: Chelonoidis abingdonii (Abingdon island giant tortoise)
Lineage: Eukaryota; Metazoa; Chordata; Testudines; Testudinidae
Molecular function (GO): protein heterodimerization activity
Source: RefSeq, a predicted model, not a curated record
UCUCUCUCUUCCAUCCUGCAGGAGUUGUUUGUUGAAACCAUAGCUAAAGAUGCUUAUGUGUAUGCUCAGCAAGGAAAAAGGAAAACUCUGCAAAGGAAAGACUUGGAUAAUGCCAUUGAAGCUAUUGAUGAAUUUGCUUUUCUGGAAGGUGCAGGAGUCAUCAGCAGGAAGAGUGAAGGAAGAAACUUGUUUGCAGAGAGGGGCUGCUGCAGGAGGCAGAGCCAUUCCAUCUAUAUUGGGCACGACAUAUCUGGCAGUCCUGUAAGUCUGGAUGUUGGACUGUGCAGGUCCCACUGUUUAUCCCAAAGGAUAAACUCCCAUCAGUCUGGAUUUCCCAAACAUUCCUCUAUGCUGGACUUUCUUAGAACUAAAAAGUUGCAGGACAGGCAGAUGGAGCUGCCUUUGUCAACUGAAGCAGAACGUUCCUGCCCUUUGGAUUUCCAUUGUGAACCCACUAGAGUUCACAUGGAGCGGGUGCUGCUGUUUGAAGGGGUUCAGGAAGUGGAAGUGAUUGAGGCCUGCCAGUGUAAUGCAAGCCCAGAGGAGUGUCUCCGGCUGCCAUCCCUGAAAACCUACUUUCCGGACACCCCGCUGGAGUUCACGGUGGAUGUUGGAAAGUGCUCCAGUCCAGCCCAUGCAAGAGGCGGACUCUUCUGUGCACCUACAAAGUUUGAUGGUGUUCUGAUCAAAAGCCCAAAUGGUGUUGAGGUGGUUCAAACUCUGGAAAACUGUGAAAUGAAAGAAACCUGCUAUCGAGUUUCCUAUGUGGAAUAUUAUUAUGAAAUCAUACACAACUCUGCUGGGGACAGAGAGGAGCGACUGAAGGAAAUUGAUGUGGGACGGUGCUUGGGGAGCUGCACCUCAGGGAAUCACUGCCUGCUUAGGGAUUCGCAGAAUGGAGAGAAAUGCCUGGUUCGGGCGGAAGGUGCCUCCAGCCAUUGUGUCCCUCACCAGUACGACACACACACAUUCAAGAGCCGCAGUGGCAACAUCCGCACCGUCUUAGCCAUCCAGAAGUGUAAAUGUGGGAGUUAUUAGAGACUUGGGGGAGGGAGGGAUUGCAGCUUCCAGGGAGGGCACAUGGAAGGGAGAAUGCAAAUAGCACCUUGUCCUGCCAUGCCCACCCUCUGCCAGACUGUCUGUACUAUAUGUAAAUGAGAGAAGGCUAUUUUAUAAAUUAAAGG